AUGACAACGGUAACUAUACCGGGGUCGUUAGUUAACAAACGAAAAAAGCAUUUUCUUGGUAUGCCAGCACCAGCAGGUUACGUUGCGGGUGUUGGCCGUGGUGCUACUGGUUUUACGACACGUUCAGAUAUUGGACCAGCACGUGAUAGCACCGAUCUUCCAGAGUUACCAUUAGCUGGUGCGUCAAAAAAAGCUCGUGAAGAUGAUGAUGAUAAAAAAGAUGAUAUUGAGGAUUUAAAUGAUUCUAAUUAUGAUGAGUUCGAAGGAUAUGGUGGAAGCUUAUUUGCUAAAGAUCCGUAUGACAAAGAUGAUGAGGAGGCUGACGAAAUCUACGGUGCUGUUGAUUCUCGGAUUGAUGAACGACGUAAAGAAUAUAGAGAAAAAAAAUAUAAAGAAGCAAUCGAAAAAUAUCGUAAGGAACGCCCUAAAAUUCAGCAGGAGUUUUCUGAUUUAAAGCGUCAGUUGUCAAAUGUUACAGAAGCAGAAUGGUCAGCCAUUCCGGAAGUGGGGGAUAUCAGAAAUAAAGCAAAGCGAAAUCUGCGAGCUGAUAAGAUCACUCCAGUUCCAGAUUCCUUGAUUGCAUCCGCGAUGUCAUAUGGUCAAAUGAGUUCACAAAUGGAUUCGCGGAUACAGUCGGGUCUGCUUACACCAAUGGGCUCUGGAAUCACUUCAACCUUUAGUGGAAUAAGUUCUACAUUUGGCAGUGGUUUUAUGUCUACACUAAGUGGAAUUAAGAGUGGUUUAUUGACGCCAGGAUGGAAAACAGGAAUACAAACAGGCUGUUCUUCAUCAGCAGAUUUAGACUUACGUAAAAUUGGUCAAGCGAGAAAUGCCAUUAUGGAUAUCAAAUUAAAUCAGGUAUCGGACUCUGUGACAGGUCAAACAGUGGUGGAUCCAAAAGGUUAUCUAACCGAUUUGCAGUCAAUGAUUCCGCAAUAUGGUGGUGACAUUAAUGAUAUAAAAAAAGCUCGUUUACUUUUAAAAUCAGUUCGAGAAACUAAUCCUCGCCAUCCACCUGCAUGGAUCGCUUCUGCACGCUUGGAAGAAGUUGUUGGGAAAUUGCAGCUGGCUCGUAAUUUAAUUAUAGAAGGUUGUGAUCGGAAUCCAAAGAGCGAAGAUUUAUGGCUUGAAUCAGUUCGUCUUCAUCCUCCAGAUACGGCGAAAGCUAUCGUUGCGAUUGCUGUUCGUUCAUUACCGAAUUCGGUUCGCAUUUGGAUGAAAGCUGCCGAAUUAGAAGGGGAUUUGAAAGCAAAAAAAAAAGUAUUUCGUAAAGCGCUAGAACAAAUUCCAACUUCGGUACGUUUGUGGAAAGCAGCGGUUGAGUUGGAAGAACCAGAAGACGCUAGAAUUUUACUAACAAGAGCUGUGGAAUGCUGCAGUACUUCAACAGAAUUAUGGUUAGCCCUGGCGCGUUUGGAAACUUACGAAAAUGCACGACGUGUGCUUAACAGAGCACGUGAGCAUAUACCAACUGAACGACAAAUUUGGAUUAACGCUGCAAGAUUGGAAGAAACGCGAGGGCAGAGUGAUAUGGUUGAUAGGAUUAUUGAACGAGCUAUUACUUCUUUGAAAGCUAAUAUGGUUGAAAUUAAUCGUGAACAUUGGCUCAAAGAUGCUGUGGAUGCAGAAAAGGCUAAUUGUAAACUCACUUCACAAGCCAUCAUUUCACAUGUUCUUGGAAUUGGAGUUGAAGAAGAAGAUAGAAAACAUACGUGGAUGGAGGAUGCAGAAUCUUUUGUGGCUCAAGAAGCAUAUGAAUGUGCUCGUGCUGUAUAUGCCCACGCCUUGAUUGUUUUUCCUGCUAAAAAAAGCAUCUGGUUUGCAGCAGCUCACUUUGAACGGAAUCAUGGAACAGCGGAAAGCUAUGAUCACUUAUUACAAAAAGCAGUGGAAAAAUGUCCUAAAGCAGAAACUCUGUGGUUGAUGUAUGCAAAAAGUAAAUGGAUGGCAGGAGAUGUGAAAGCUUCUCGUGAAAUUCUAGCCAGAGCUUUUCAGAAUAAUCCAAAUUCUGAAGAAAUUUGGAUGGCUGCCGUAAAAUUGGAAUCUGAAAAUAACGAAUUUCAAAGAGCCCGUAAACUGUUAGAAAAAGCUCGUGAAAUCGCUCCUUCUCCACGGAUUUAUGUCAAAUCUGUUAGGUUAGAAUGGUGUCUGAAAGAUCUGAAGGCAGCUAAGGAACUUUUGUUGGAGGCAUUAGAACAGUUUCCAGAAACUCCAAAGUUAUAUCUCAUGAUGGGUCAAAUAUUUCAGCAAGAAAAAAAUUAUGCUGAAGCACGUCGAUAUUUUUCCAAUGGUGUAAAGCAUUGUCCUAGUUUUAUUCCUCUGUGGAUUUGGUUAAGUCGUUUAGAUGAAUCACAGCAUCAGAUAAUUAAAGCUAGAUCUGAAUUAGAAAGAGCACGUUUGCGUAAUCCAAAGAAUCCGGAACUAUGGCUAGAAGCGAUUCGAAUUGAAGCAAGAGCUGGUUUGAAGGAACUUGCACAGGAAAGACUGGCUAGAGCUUUGCAAGAAUGUGAACACUCAGGACGUUUGUGGGCUGAAGCAAUUUUCAUGGAAGAGCGCCAUGGUCGACGAACAAAAUCAGUUGAUGCUCUCAAAAAAUGUGAACAUAAUGCUGAUGUUCUUCUUGCAGUUGCAAAGUUAUUUUGGACGGAACGAAAGCUUAAAAAAGCUCGAGAGUGGUUUCAGCGAACUGUUAAAAUUGAUCCUGAUUUUGGAGAUGCCUGGGCAUUCUUUUAUAAGUUUGAACUUUUACAUGGAUCUGAGGAAGAUCAAGAAAUAGUCAAGAAAAAGUGUUUGCAAGCUGAGCCUCGUCAUGGUGAAUUAUGGCAACAAGUUUCCAAAGAUGUGGAAAGUUGGCGAAAACGAACCGAUGAAAUUCUAACUGUUUUGGCCGAUAGUUUAGAAAUCCCUCGGUAG
Messenger RNA from Thelazia callipaeda (thelaziosis nematode), 2913 nucleotides. The record is from the annotation of a GenBank genome assembly. Lineage: Eukaryota; Metazoa; Nematoda; Chromadorea; Rhabditida; Thelaziidae.